Molecule: messenger RNA, 1729 nt
Organism: Daldinia loculata
Lineage: Eukaryota; Fungi; Ascomycota; Sordariomycetes; Xylariales; Hypoxylaceae
Product: interferon-inducible GTPase-domain-containing protein
Exons: 4
Coding region: 155-1498 (447 amino acids)
Cellular component (GO): membrane
Molecular function (GO): GTP binding
Source: RefSeq, a predicted model, not a curated record
GUUCCUUACAAAGUCUUUAAACCCAUCCUUUUGUAUUGCUUCGACCGCUCAUUAUCCCCAGGACAAUAUUUCGUCGUAAAGUUUCCAAUACUAUCCAAUAUAGUCUAAACAAACCGGAAAUCCCGAUCCUACUACAGGUCUCGAUAAGGCCAUCAUGGCAGAAACAAUUCCUAUGAUUGCGUGGUGGUUCCUUGACAAGAAAAAAGCAUUCGAAACCGAGCAGAAAUAUAAGGAGACGAACAAGAAAAUCACCGAAGUUCUCCUUGCUCAAGAACAGGAACGCUCAGCUCGGCAGGAAGCUGAACGCAAAGAAGAGCAAGAACGCCAAGCCCGAAAGGAAGCAGAGCGCCGCGAAAAACAAGAGCGCAUAGCUCGAGAACAAGCCGAGCUUAGAGAAGAUCAGGAGCGCUUAGCCCGAGAAAAUUCAGAACACAGAGAAGCGCAGGAACGUCUGGCCCGAGAGGAGGCAGAGUCCAGGGAAGAGCAGGAACGCCUAGCUCGGAAUUUAGCAGAGGCUCGGGAGAAAGAAGAACGUAUAGCCCGAGAACAAGCAGAGCAAAGAGAGGGACAAGAGCGCUUAGCUCGACGAGAGGCAGAACAGAGAGAAAAGCAAGAACGUUUGGCUCGACAGCAAGCAGAAUGCAGAGAGGAGCAGGAACGUCUAGCUCGACGAGAAGCAGAGCUUAGAGAGGAACAAGGCCGCUCAGCUCUAGAAUUGGCACAACUCAACGAACGUUUAGCUCGAGAGGCCGAGAGAAAGGAAAGAUACGAGCGCGAACUGCGCGAACUCGGUGUUUUACCAGACCGCAAAAUCACCGACGCCGAUAUCAAAUAUGCCCGCGCCGUGGCAGGAUACGAAGACGGAUGUGUCAAUAUCGCCCUUAUCGGCAGCCAAGGAACGGGCAAAUCCUCUCUCAUCAACUCACUGCGCGGUUUAAGUCACGGCGAUCGAGACGCGGCCGAAGUGGGUGACAUCGAAACAACUUUGAGACGGAAGAAGUACAGAGACAGCAAAAGCAUCGUCUGGUAUGAUAUCCCAGGAUCGGGAACUCGAAAUGUUUCGGCAUGGCAGUAUUAUUACGACAACGAUCUUUAUAUUUACGAUAAGAUCGUGUUUGUCCACGGUAAAAUCCUGACUGAAUCAGACUUGAGGAUCCUAAAGCUAUGCCAGUACAGAAAGCAAGAAUGGGUUUCUGUGCGUUCUAAGGCCGAUCUGCACAUAUGGAGCUAUAAACGACGAAGGGGAAUGUGCCCCGCCGAGGCUCGCCAGUGCUAUAUCGACGCUGUUCGGUCGGACACAGCUACGUAUAACGCACGAGACGAGAAUUCGGUUGAAGAUUUAAAGCUGUCCGUGAAAGACUACAUAGUAUCCGACAUGGGCGUUCUCCAGCUCGUCACCGGCUCCGAGCCAUCUGAAGACCCUAUCGAACAAGUCAUCGACGAAGCCGCCUUCCUGGAGGACUUGGGUUUAUCACCCGGAAGAGUGGAAAGCAAGUAGGGACAUUGCGGUUGUUCGAAUAACUAUUACGUGUUUAAAUUUGCUUGUUACCUUGGAAGUUAUGUUACGAGAUUGAGAAUGCUGUUACGAAUGGAACAAGUCAACUAAGACUCCCCGGCGGAGUGCGAUUGUAGGUUAAAUGUGUGAGAGAAUAGGGUUAUGUAUUUGAGAAGACCAUCUUAAAAUUUUUGGAAGAGGCUCACGAGUUCACAAGGCAUGUUAAUGUAAUUA